CAAGCUUGCGUGGUCGACGCACGUAGCUGCGCCGUUUUCCAACGUUCCGAAAUACGUCGUUUUAAAGUGUUGUGUUUUGUGAUAUUUUUAUUAUAUUUUCUUGGAUAGCUGUUGAUUUAUAAAUAGGAACAAUGCCGGCGUACGACAAUGAGGGCGCCACCAUAUCUAUGGAGGAUGUACGGAAUAUAGAUGAACCGAUCACUAUUAGUACGAUAGAAGAACAGUUAAAUGCUAGAAGGGUACGACAGUUGAAGCCUCAGAAGUCGACUAUAGCUUCGAGGAAGCAGCAAGCGGUGUGCGUUAGACGAGCUCACAAGAAAUAUGGACCAACGAAGAAUCCUAAUGUUAUACUUGACGGAUUGAAUAUGACUGUACCUAAGGGAGCUAUUUACGGUCUUCUUGGAGCAUCUGGGUGUGGGAAGACGACUCUCCUAUCCUGCAUCGUUGGCAGACGUCGACUGAACAGUGGAGAGAUAUGGGUACUGGGUGGAAAGCCAGGAGGACCGGGCAGUGGUGUGCCGGGGCCCAGGAUAGGGUACAUGCCACAAGAAAUUGCACUCUUUGGAGAGUUCUCUAUUCGUGAAACGAUGAUAUACUUCGGUUGGAUAGCUGGCAUGGGCUCGAGGGAUGUGGAUGAAAGGACUGACUUUUUGAUAUCACUGCUACAGCUGCCCAAUCCUACGAGACAAGUUAAGAACUUAUCCGGAGGGCAGCAGAGACGAGUUUCGCUUGCAGCUGCAUUGCUGCACGAGCCCGAACUACUGAUAUUGGACGAGCCGACUGUGGGCGUUGAUCCAGUAUUGAGACAAAGUAUCUGGGACCAUCUUGUAGAGAUCACCAAAGGCGGAAGAACAACUGUCAUCAUCACAACUCAUUACAUCGAUGAAACUAAACAAGCGAAUAUUAUCGGUUUGAUGCGCGGUGGUCGAUUCCUCGCCGAAGAGUCUCCAAGCGAGCUGAUCCGACGUUACCAGGCCGAGAGUUUAGAAGAUGUAUUCCUCAAGCUGGCGGUGCUGCAGAAUAUGGGGAAACGUCGCCGCUCCAGCAUCUUGGCCGGAGUGGUGGAAAAGGUGGAAUUACCAGCGAUACCGGACCCUGCUGCGAUAGACUUAGAAGAGGCGGAAAUUGGAGAGAUUUCUGGUGAAUUUGGUGACAACGUGUCAAUGAGUAGCAAGAGUCGUGUAGUUGUAACACCAGAAUUGAUCGCGCCAGUAGAAGCUUUGCCACCUGAAGAGAAACCACCAACAGGUUGCUUGGAGCGGAUAAAACCUAUGAAAUGGCAUCACAUGAGGGCAUUGCUGUGGAAGAAUUUCUUAAGUCUAUUCAGGAAUUGGGGUCUCAUCGCAUUUAUAAUUGGUCUACCGGUAUCACAGAUGAUAUUGUUCUGUUUGGCAAUCGGACACAAUCCAGUCGGCUUGCCCAUCGCUGUUGUUAACUACGAAUUAGGACCGAACAGCUCGAUGGCCGACUGUCAUUACGACCCGAACCAUUGCCCUCAAGACCCGGAAACUUACGAAUGGAACUUAACGAGAUUCAGCUGCCAGUAUUUGGAUUAUCUCUCAAAGAGGCAAAGCAAUUUAAUAUACUAUCCGACCAAAGAAGACGCGAUGCGCGCGGCGCAGCGAGGGAAGGCGCGUAUUGUUCUAGUUUUUGCUUCCAACUUCUCUGAGAGUUUACAAAUGCGGGUGACGGACCCGAGGCACGCGGAUGACGGCACCAUAAUGAGCUCUGCUAUGGAGGCGCAUUUAGACGAUACCGACAAGCAAGUAGAAUGGAUGCUGGCACGGGAAUUGCAACUAGCGUUUAUGGCGACGACCGAACAUUUGGCGGAGAUAUGUGGCUUACCUAAGAGUAUUAUGUCGUUGCCUGUUCAUUUCAACCAACCAAUCUUCGGUCUUGAGGAUCCCAACUUUACCGAUUUCGCUGGACCUGGUGUUAUACUUACGAUUAUCUUCUUCUUGGCGGUUGCUUUAACAUCAGGGUCUAUGUUAGCUGAACGUAAUGAAGGCAUACUGGAAAGAUCUCUCGUGUCUGGUAUUACUGGUACUGAAAUUCUCUUUGCUCAUGUGCUCGUGCAGAUGAUAGUAAUGAUAAUACAAACUGCGAUGGUCUUAAUACUCGGCUUUGUGUUCUUCGGGUUGACUAUCAACGGCCCCGUUGGCUGGGUUAUUGUUUUGACUCUCAUCACUGGAUUAUGUGGGAUGACGUUUGGAUUCGUAGUGUCGUGUAUUUGCGACACUGAGAGGACUGCGACAUACUUGGCGCUGGGUUCCUUCUUGCCUAUGAUGUUGCUGUGUGGAAUUAUUUGGCCUGUUGAAGGUAUGCACAAAAUCCUGCAAUGGAUCAGCUACGUUCUUCCUCUAACAAAGUCUACAGAGUCGUUGCGUUCAAUGCUCCAGCGAGGCUGGACUGUCACAGUUCCAACUGUCUACUCUGGAUUUGUCUCCACUGUGAUAUGGAUCGUUGUGUACCUUACAUUAAGUAUAUUACUUAUUAAAUUUAAAAAGGGAUAAGUAGGAGAGUACUUUGAUAGCAAUAGUGGUGAUUAUGUAUUAUUUAGUGUAAUUUGAUGAAUGUGAUGUAAAAAAAUUUGUGAUUGUUGUGUGAUGUCUGUUAAGUUUAUCAUUAAGGAGGUUAUAAUGGUAACGGAGUGUCUGUGGUUUUUACUCUAUGUCCAUAAUGCAAUUUAACUAUAGAUCAACAAGUUAGCUGACCCGAUGGGCAUAAGUAAAACGAAAUUAUGAUCAUUAGCCUUCCUUUUAUGUUAUUUCAUGUCCAAUGUAGUUUUGUUUAAUUUGUCAAGGCCAAUAUAAUAGUGCCUCUCAUAUAUACACGUUCAUUUUUGACUAUAGGUGUAAAAUAAUUUUCAUACUUAAGAUUAGAGGUUUGCUCUUGGGUUUUAUAUUUGUGAUUUUAUACAUUUUAAAUAGAUUUGUUUAGAACGCUUUAUUUAAUUUGGUGGACUGAAGC
Molecule: messenger RNA, 2970 nt
Organism: Papilio polytes (common Mormon)
Lineage: Eukaryota; Metazoa; Arthropoda; Insecta; Lepidoptera; Papilionidae
Gene: osy
Product: ABC transporter G family member 20
Exons: 16
Coding region: 132-2513 (793 amino acids)
Cellular component (GO): membrane
Molecular function (GO): ATP binding; ABC-type transporter activity; ATP hydrolysis activity
Source: RefSeq, a predicted model, not a curated record